Molecule: messenger RNA, 3075 nt
Organism: Xyrauchen texanus (razorback sucker)
Lineage: Eukaryota; Metazoa; Chordata; Actinopteri; Cypriniformes; Catostomidae
Product: PAK4-inhibitor INKA2-like
Exons: 2
Coding region: 97-1032 (311 amino acids)
Cellular component (GO): nucleus
Molecular function (GO): protein serine/threonine kinase inhibitor activity; protein kinase binding
Source: RefSeq, a predicted model, not a curated record
GUGCAAUGUUUAAUGAAUGUACCUUUUAACUAAAAGCUUUUAUAAUAGUGUAAUUUCGUAUUUAUGGAGGAAGAAUAGUUUGAACUCGUGGACAGCAUGAACAUGGACAACUUUAGACGUCUAAAACAUGAACUGGAUUCUUUGUGGCAGUCAGAUGAGGGUCUCCACACUCAGAUGAAUUCUGUGAUUGGUGCUCUCCAGGAGCUCAAACUCUUGCAGGUCCAGACUGCGCUGGAAGAACUUGAGUUAUCCAGUAAAACCAACCUGGCGUCUUCUCCAUACACUAAUAACUGCAGCAGUGCUCCAGACACCCCGAUGCUUGAUCAGAACAACCAAAGAGGAUCCCAUCUGAACCCAACACGGAAUCCAGAGAGAGAAAAUCUUUCACAAGAAUGCUUCAAGACUGAGCUUGGUAUGGAGCCAUUUUUGUUCCUGACUAGUUCUCCAUUAGAGGACCACUUUAAACUCCGACAGGAACCCUUGAUGAUCAAGCACUGGGGAAGUCUAAGCACUUCCUCCUCUUUCUCCAGCUCUCAGGAAAACACAAUCAAAAGCCAUUUCUCUCAAUAUGAUAACGACGACUCCAGUGACUGGACAGCAUUGUUGAUGAAUCAGAGUAGAAACAGACAGCCAUUGGUGUUGGGUGAUAAUGCAUUCGCUGAUUUGGUGGGGAACUGGCUGGAUCUGCCGGAUGUUGGAUAUCAGACAGCAGGUGAAGAGGAGAGUGACUCAAGCUUGAAAGACACAUUUAUUCAGUCAUCACCUACUAGUCACCAUCAGGAGCUUUCCAGUAGACUGUCCCUAACUGCAAACAUCUUCAAAAGGGUUCUACGUCGUGUUCGAACAAGCAGAGAUAAACCCUUGCAGGAUUGCCCUGUACGGAUCCAUCAAGAGAGUGAGGGGAUAGAGAUCUUUAAAAAACCAAAGAUUACAUGCAGGAAGCCAAAAGGGGAUGCCAGCAAGCCAUUCUGGGGGGGAACAAGAGGACUGAGAAAGAAAACCAAAACCUCCCAGCAAGAGGGCUGGGCAUGAUUGCAAAGAAGCACAAGCCUGUGUUUGCUUACAGCUCAGCUGUGUUAGUCUAAGACUGAUACUAUUCUAUAUAGACAAAACUGCGAGAUAUAUUGUUAGUGACCUAUAAAGGAAUAGUUCACCCAACAAUGAAAAUUCCAUUAUUUACUCAUCCUCAUGUUGUUCUAAACCCAUAUGACUUUCUUCUGUGGAACACAAAAGUUGUUAAAGGAUGUUCCGUAGGCUGAUUUCAAUACAAUGGUAGUUGAUAGUGACUCAAUUUAAAACUUAAAAACACCCUAAGAUUUCUUAAAAGUGCAUCAUAUUCCAAGUAUUCCGAAGGCAUACGAUCACUUUGUAUGAUGAACAAACCAAAAUGUAAGUCAUUAUUCACUCUCAAAUCAAAUCAUUGAUCAACUAUGGCAACACACCUAUAACAUCAAAUCUCACAAGAACCAAUGAGGUUUGAUGUUAUUAAAGUGUCGCCAUAUUUGUGCUAUUUUGACAGGGGUUGGAGUGACUGGAGGGUGUAAUGAGGGUAUAUAAUGGGUUCCCAUAAAUAAUGACAGAAUUUUCAAUUUUGGGUGAACCAUACUUUUAAAGACAUAACUUAUGUACUUAUGAUCCAAGUUACAAUUGUAAAAACAAUUGUCAAAUGAAUUCCAUAAUUCUUAUGGUUUCUUUGCAUUUCAAGAAAAAAAGAAAAGAAAAAGCGUAUUUGCAAACAACUUAUGGUGGACUCGGACGUAAGAUUGUCAAAAUAGAAAAUUCUGAAUACAGUCAGCUUGUUUGCAUUGACGAAUAUAUAAAAAUAUUCUGAGUUUCCCUUGAGAAUGUAACAUGCGUCUCUUUAGGUUUAAGUUAAGGAUGAUGCCUAACUGUCAAUUACUGGACUUAAAAAUCCUGGUUGGUUCCAUUUUUUACAAACCUCAUAAACCUUCAAAAAAGCUUUUAAAACAUAAGCUUUUUUCUGUUGCACAGAAAAACUAUGCAAUAAUGCAGAACAACUAUCCACAAAUAUUAUAUGAAAACUGAAUAAAUGUAAAUACCAGUGUAUUUAAUCAGCAUAUUCAUGUUAUCUGGAGUGGUGGUGGUGGUGGUCUAAACCACAAAACUGGUAAUCAGAAGAUCGCUGGUUCGGUCCCCACAGCCACCACCAUUGUGUCCUUGAGCAAGGCACUUAACUCCAGGUUGCUCUGGGGGAUUGUCCCUGUAAUAAGUCGCUUUGGAUAAAAGUGAUUACAGUUUCACGUCUUCUCCGAUUCAAUAAAUAGAUAAUGUAAUGUGGGAUAAACUUAAACUAAAUAAUUUGACACAAGACAUGUAUUACAACUUUAUAACUGCAGAUUUGUAAGAGUUCCUGGAUAAGAGUAAUGUGAAGUAAACACUUAAAGGUGCCCUCAGUAAUUUUUUCCUCAUUAAAAAAGUUUAACUUCUAAAAAGACAUUAAUUGUAAUUUUGCAAUAUAUGUAGAAAAUCAUGACCACUCACAUUAAGAUUAAGACCAUUCAUAUCAGUAAGCUUAUAAAAGUGUUUUUAUUCUACAUGGAGAGGGUCCGCACAUGCCAUUUUAGAAUCACAUGACAAGCCGAACACUACCUGCUUAAUCUCAGUAACCACCCUGUUCUUUGACACUUUCACUCAUUAAAAUCUUACAUUUCUACAAUGGCAUCUGGAACUGAAAACUAUUGACUUAAAAUGAUGCUGCAUCCAAGCCACUGUCAGUGUGACAGUGAGACUAAAUGAUGAUUUAGACAAGCCAAGAUGACACAAAGACUAAAGUUACUGAGAGUACUUUUAAAAAGGGGGCCUGCAAAUUUCCAAAAAAGUCAAAAGCAUCAGCUUUUGUCAAGCCUAAUAACUCCUUGCAUUACUCAUUAUGACCUUUGGACUCAGAAACACUACUUCUCAACAUGAUAUGCUGCAUUGGGAGAUAAAAGAAUGAAUUGCUUCUGUUAAAGCAUUCUGCAUUUGUCAGUCACGCUGAAUGCUAAAUAAAUUAAUGAAAAUAUAAAUAGAAGAAUUAUUUAAAUGACACAUGCUGUAUUUUUAUCUAUAUAACGU